Messenger RNA from Westerdykella ornata, 1487 nucleotides. Its product is annotated as NAD dependent epimerase/dehydratase family protein-like protein. The record is from RefSeq and is a predicted model, not a curated record. The transcript is spliced from 4 exons. Gene Ontology annotation, cellular component: mitochondrion. Bases 162 to 1058 code for a protein of 298 amino acids. Gene Ontology annotation, molecular function: protein-containing complex binding. Lineage: Eukaryota; Fungi; Ascomycota; Dothideomycetes; Pleosporales; Sporormiaceae.
UAAACUCCGACCUGUAGCUCCAGUCGCCGCCGAAACGGGUCUCGGCGCCAAGACAAACCGUUCAGCCCUACCAAAUCGACCGCUUUGAGGGGAUGUGAUGUCAACGACUUUUGCGAUGGAACGGCAAGGACGUGGACCUUCAUGUCCACACAGCAAUUACAAUGGCUCAGGCGGUGAAGAGGAAGCUCGUGGUUUGUGGUGGGAAUGGGUUUUUGGGUAUGAUUUGGCCUCAUCCCCAAUGGACCCGCAUCUGUAAAGCUGCCGUAAAUCGUGGGUGGACUGUGACCUCUAUAUCACGCUCUGGUGAGCCACACUGGUCCUCCGUCUCCUCCCCAACCGCACCCUCUUGGUCAUCCAAAGUAUCAUGGCAGCGCGGUGAUAUCCUCAAUCCCUCAACAUAUACUUCGCACCUGGAGAAUGCCGAUGCCGUUGUUCAUUCCAUGGGAAUUUUGCUUGAGGCAGAUUACAAGGGCGUAGUUUCGGGCAAGGAGUCCCCAAUAGCAGGACUGCAGCGUGCCUUCAGCGCGCACAAGGCCGGGACGCAGAACCCGCUGGAUAGAAAAGAGGGAGAGCCGCUGAAACCGCAGGAGAAGGAUGGUCAAUUGACAUAUGAAGUCAUGAACAGGGACACUGCCGUCUCCCUCGCCAAGGAGUCUUCCACCCGCAACGUCCCUACCUUCCUCUACAUCUCCGCCGCCGCGGGCUUUCCCCUCCUCCCCUCUCGCUACAUCUCCUCGAAGCGUGAAGCUGAAUCCCUCAUCGCCUCUAACUUCCCCGCUAUGCGCUCUAUCUUCAUCCGCCCACCCUUCAUGUACGACACCUCACGCACAUUCACCAUGCCCAUCGCUAUGCUGGGCAAUGCAGCGAGUAUGUUGAAUGGUGUUUUCGGGGGCAGAUUGAAGUGGCUGAUGGGUGCCGGGGCGGUGAAGCCCUUGAAGGCAGACACGGUGGGUGCGGCGGUGGUCGAGGCGUUGGAGGAUGAGCAUGUCAAGGGCGUGGUUGAGGUGCCAAUGAUUGAGACGUUGGCGACCAGAGCCUGGAGGAAGAACAUGCUCUGAGCAAGGCCGGUAAAAGGCGUGUAAGAUAGUGUAUAACCGUGACUCUGUGUCAGUCUCGAAGAAGCAAGUUGGGGGGAUUUAUAUACGGUUCAUGUGGUGAUGGAUCCGACCCCCUUUCUCGGCCAACGCCUCUAUUCGUCCUGGUCAUGGCUAGUGCUUGGGCCGCGGAUGAAGUUCGACCUGAUUCUCUGCUAGUCGAAGUCGAUCAAAAACACAGGGGCCCAGGAGGUGCACUUCCGACAGAAACUCCACCCUUGGGCUCUGGACACCCACCCUCGGACGCACUACCAUCAUCCAUCCCCUAUUUUACUCACCGCUUGACCCAAUCUGCUCUGCACCGUGUUUACAUAUGGACCUUGCCGUGACGUUCACAGAUAUGAUAGACGAUAGAGCCAAGUCCUGCACAAUGGAACCACAAAGUUUGAGAAC